Messenger RNA from Adineta ricciae, 1647 nucleotides. NCBI's taxonomy places the organism in Eukaryota, Metazoa, Rotifera, Eurotatoria, Adinetida, Adinetidae. The record is from the annotation of a GenBank genome assembly.
AUGAUUGACAAUAAUACUUGCUUUGUAAUGUCGAUGAUGUUUUUCCAUACGCUGUACAGUUGUUGUUUAGCCAUUCUUGGACAAUACAUCUAUCGAUAUUUCUUGGCAAACUAUCCAAAUGAUGAUUCACAUGCUUGGAUAAAUAUUACUUCAUUAGAGAGUCAUAUAUAUGAAUCAAAUCAAGGAACAUGUAUGCAAAAUACAAGUACGGAGAAUACGACUAGUGCAGCAGAGGUAUGGGCACAACAGCGUUCGGCGGAUUUGAUAUUUCAAUCGACAUUAUGGAGAGCAUUUCCGGUGAUAAUCGUCACGUAUUUGUUCGGUCUGUACGCAUCACGAUUAAAUCGACGAUUAGUUUUGUUUUUAUCACUAUUCGGUGGUGCAUUGCACGUUGUUAUUUAUCAAGCAAUUAUUUAUAGAAAUUUACCAGAAUAUUGGUGGUAUAUAUCAUCAUUUAUUGUUGGUAUAGCCGGUGGAACGAAUGUCGUUGGCAUUAUACUCAAUUUAAUUAUUACGGAAAUUACAGAAGAUAAUGAACGGUCAUCACGUUUUGUUGGUAUUGGUGCUAUUUUCACAGCUAUAUCCGCUGCUGCGACAUUCGGUAUUGGUUACUAUAUUCAAUGGCGUGGGUACACUGACAUAUUGUGGAUGGCUAUCGGAUUUGAAGUACUUUGCAUAUUUACCAUUUUAUUUCUUCCAAAAUCUACUCAUUCAACAUCAUCACCACCGAUAGUUGAUGAAACGACAUCUCUUCUAACUUCAAGCAGUGUCGAUUUCAAUAUAAAGACAAUUUCACCGAACAAGUGCUCUCAAUAUUUCGAUAUGUGCAUGAUAUUUAGUUUUCGACGACAUCCACCAAAAAAGGCGAUUAGUCUGAUGAUUAUCAUUGUUUCGUAUAUAUUUCAUGCAUUGGCAUCGUCAUCGUUAGCUCCCAUGCUUUGGUAUCUCCUCGGACCACCAUUCUGUUGGACGUCGAAAGAUCUUGGCUACUUUUCAGCUAUCUCACAGAUUGUUAUUGCCGUUUUUAGUGUGCUAGGAAUGAAGAUCCUAAAUGUUCUCGGUGCUAAUGAUCCCCUUAUAUGUGCUUUCGGACAUGUUUCUUUCUUCGUUUAUGCAUUGAUAAUUGCUCUGUCAAAAAACACCUGGCAUUUAUGUUUAUCUCUAUUAGUUCUUCCAUUUUCAAUCUAUCAGAGCUCGUUAACCAUCUCAAUGUUAUCGAAAUUAUUAGAAGUACAUGAACGGCAUAAUGUCUUUACACUAUUGACAGAAAUCAAUACAAUUAUCGUCUGUUUUGGAAGUUCAUUCUUCAAUUGGCUGUAUGCACGAACUGUAACUUAUGAAAAAAAUUUCACACUACUGGUUGGCUGUGGACUUUGCGUUGUUCCAUUCAUACUGAACAUAUAUCUGUACAUAAUCAAUCGACGAACGGACAGCGAAGAAAGAUUAUCUGUUGCAGAACAUGUCAAUGUAAAUUCCUUGACACUUUCUCUAUCGAAUAAUGUGUUAACUCAAGAUGCUGAUCUGCCUGGUUCAUUUCUUUCAUCUGUCUCACUGAACAAUUCUCAUUGUCUUUCGCACAAUCAAAAUGAAAUAACUACGCGUGCUAAUUCAAAUUCUUCAAUCAACGAACGACAUGCUUUUGCAUGA